Pseudogymnoascus verrucosus is the source of this 3641-nucleotide messenger RNA. It is a transcript of the gene STU1, whose product is annotated as suppressor of tub2 mutation. Bases 291 to 3641 code for a protein of 1116 amino acids. NCBI's taxonomy places the organism in Eukaryota, Fungi, Ascomycota, Leotiomycetes, Thelebolales, Thelebolaceae. The transcript has 3 exons. Gene Ontology annotation, cellular component: mitotic spindle; spindle microtubule; microtubule organizing center. The record is from RefSeq and is a predicted model, not a curated record. Gene Ontology annotation, molecular function: microtubule binding. Gene Ontology annotation, biological process: astral microtubule depolymerization; mitotic spindle assembly.
ACCAACUCUGCGCGUCUGUGUGUAAACAACGACAACGACACAGCGACGGGGAUAUAUCGGAUAGAAACAAUCGACAACGACGACGACGAUAGUACAGCGACGACAAGGUGAUACUGUUGAUAUAUACUACCUACCAAAGGAAGAGGCACACAUGCCCUUGAAAACGCAACACACGCAAUAACACCUACUCUGGCUACGGCCCCUUAUCACCACCCACCCACCACUACAAGCAGCUGCCACACCACACCACACCACCACAAGGAGCAGCACACACGCACACGACCACCACGAUGGGCGAGAAACUCACCGAUGUAGCGGCGCAAGCCCUACUCACCCUCCUCCGCAGCGACUCCUCCGUCGACUCCAAAGUCGCCUCCCUCACCACCGCAAAAUCAUCCAUAAAACAACACAACCUCCCCGACGCCUGCGUCCCCCCCCUCUUCGAAUCCGCGCGUCUCGCCAUGGUCUCGCAGCACACCGCCCUCGUCAACGCCGGCUUCACGACGCUGAACCACCUGCUCACGCGCAUGACGAGGCAGGAACCGAGAGCGAUUGUGAGGGAGACGAAAGCGACGUUGCCGCUUGUGCUGGAGAGGGUUGGGGAUGCGAGGGAGAAGUAUAGGGGGUUGGCGGGGUUGUGUUUGACUGCGUUUUGGAGGGUGGCGGGGCCGGAGGUGGAGAGGGGGGUUAGGGAGGGGGUGUUGGGGGGGAGGAGUGGGAGAGCGAAGGAGGGAGGGAUGGGGUGGAUUGUGCAGAUGCACGAGGAGUACGGACUACAGUUCAGAUCGUUUGUGCCCAGUCUCAUGGAGCUCCUCGAAGAUGCAGAUGGCAUGGUUAGAGAUUGUGCCAGGAACACAGUCAUUGAGCUGUUCCAAAACGCACCCAACGCAGCAAAAUCCGACCUCAAGAAACAACUCAAAGCAUUCAACGUCCGCACCACCAUUGUCUCCGCCAUCACCAGCCAACUCAGCCCCACCGGCGCAGACCCCGACCCAAUCGACCAACACACCGCAAGCCCCAACCUCCGCUCCCACCACUCCGAGAGCACCACUUCCGCCUCCUCCACCACCGCCCGCCCCGUGACCCCCGUCAUCGAGCAGCGCGUGCUCGAGCACGUGGAACCCGCCUACGUCAACACAGUGCGCGAGCUGGAAGACACCCUGCGCGACAUGCACCCCUUCUUCGAGGGCAAGGAGUCGGAGCACAACUGGCUAAAGCGCGAGCAGAGCUGCUCGAAGCUUCGGAAGCUGAAUGCCGGGAACGCACCUGCGGAUUUCCACGACGCGUGGCUGGUGGGUGUUAAGGGGCUGCUGGAUGGGAUUUUGAAGUCGGUGAAUUCGCUGCGCACGAGCUUGUCGAAGGAGGGGUGUGCGGUGGUGCAGGAGAUUGCGAGGACGGCGGGGCCGGGGCUGGAUCCGAUGGUGGAGAUUUUGUUGCAGAAUCUGAUUAAGCUCUGUGGUGGGACGAAGAAGAUCGCGUCGCAGGCGGGUGAUGCGACGGUGGAUAUCAUCAUCCUUCACGUAUCAUACAACCAGCGCAUCCUCCAGCACGUCUGGCUCGCAUGCCAGGACAAGAAUGUGCAGCCGCGCACCUACGCAGCGGGAUGGCUGAAGACACUGCUCAAGAAACUCGCGAACCACAAGAGCACAAUCGAGCACGCCGGCGGCCUCGACAUCGUCGAGAAGUGCGUCAAGAAGGGCCUCGCGGACCCCAAUCCCGGCGUCCGCGAGAAGAUGCGCGGAACCUUCUGGCCGUUUGCGCAGAUGUGGCCCGCUAAGGCAGAGGCAGUAAUGUCAGCCCUCGAGCCCGCACAACUCAAGCUCCUCCAAAACGACCCGGGUAACCCCAACUCCCCCAAGAAAACCAACCCCGUCGCCCGCCCCGGCCUCGCCAUGUCAAAGAGCACCGGCCCGCCGAAACCAUCAUUGAGAGAGGCACUCCUCGCGCAGAAGAAGGCUGCAAUGGCAGCUAAGACUCUCCCAACCCGCCCAGGCUCAGCAAUGUCCUCCUUCUCCCCAAUGCGCACCGCGAGCGCACAGUCGAAUUCCUCGACCGCCACUGCGCAGCCGGGACGCUCGCGGCCGGAGAGCACAACGACGAGCCAUGGUGGACUAUCAGUUGCGCCGAUGCGACCGACUAAGUUCCGACCCAAGGAGCCGCCGCGACCUGCUACUGCGGGGCCGUAUUCGGUGAGGCAGGGCCCUGCUGGCGCUACUGCGACGCCGUCGACGACGAGGCCGGCGGUGAGGACGCCGAGCGCGGCGACGGUGUCACCGAAGCGGAGUGCGGUGCCGAGACCGAAUACGAGUCAUUCUAGUCAUGCGAGCCAGUCGUCUAAUGCGAGUCCUAUACGGGAGAAGGUGAGUGUAGCUCGCGAGGCCAACGUUGCUAGGGAGGAAAUGGUGGUGAGGGAGAGCCCUCGUGUUGCUAGGGAGGAAAUGGUAGCAGCGCGUGAGAGCCCUCGUGUUUCCAGGGAGGAAGCGCUGAUGGCACGGGAGAGCCCUCGUCCGAGGCCGCAACAGCAGACGCAGACGCAGACGCGUGAUUACAUGUCCAGCCCCUCAAAAGCAGACGAGGAUUUCACAAUGGUAAUCCCAACCCUCACCAGUCUCCCCUUCUCCUCCUCCGCACCGCCUCCAGCCAGCCCACCACCUCCAACACAGCAAAAGGAACCCGCUCCCCGCCUCGCCACGCCCGCCAAAUCGGUAAAGGUCUACGAAGACCCCUUCUCCUCCGCCGGCGACGACGAGACCACACCCCGUCCCCCGCUCCCCGCUACGGUACUGGAAGAAGUCUCCGUGAACGAGGAGACUUUCUCGCUUCCACCUCCGCCAUCGCCGCCUAAGGCGUCGACGAAUGGACUUCUUGCGUCGCCGGAGAGGGCGAAGAAGGAUGUGCGGUUGUUGGAUAGCGGGAUCGCGAAGGUUAAGGCGCAGUCUCUUGACGUCCACGGGUUCAGGAAACUGCAAUCCCUCAUCCGCGACUCCAGCCGCGACAUCUGGGGCCCUGCUACCCCCGGUGGUGAGGGGAGAUUCGACGCCUUGCUGAGCGGGCUAUUCACAUACCUCGCCGGCCCCGCCACCGCCCUGGCACCAGAGAAGGUUCAGGAUGUCAAGGCGCAGAUCCUAGCUACUAUCCGCGCGAUGCUGAGGAAGGAUCGUGAUGCGUUCGCGGCGAGGGGGGAGGAGGGGAUCGCGGCGCUUCUGGCUGCUAGGGCGAGGUAUGAAGGGCGCGCGCAUAUCGUUGCGGGGCUUGAGGUGCUUGCUCAGGAGCUGGUGGGGUUGGGUGACGCGGAUUCGGUUGCUGGGACUGUGGUGCGGAGACUUGAAGGGGAGGAGAUGGGGGUGGAGGGGUGCCGAACUCUCAGUAUGGGAUUACGGAUGUUAACUGGUCUUCUCGAGGGACCAGGGGGUUACGUGCCUGGUGAGGAUAGGGCGGCGGAGAUGGGACGUCUGGCAGGGAGGUGUCUGGAGAGCGGGAAUAGUGGGGUUAGAAUGGAUGGGGUGGGGAUGUGUGUGGCGCUGCAUAGGGGGGUGGGGGAGGGGAGGUUCUGGGAGGUUAUGGGGGGGGUGGGGGGGGAUGGGAAGAGUUUGAUUACUUAUUAUAUUGUUAAGAGGCAGAGGGAGGCGGGGGGGGUGUAG